This is a messenger RNA of Coregonus clupeaformis (lake whitefish), 4267 nucleotides long. RefSeq names its product phosphatidylinositol transfer protein beta isoform. The record is from RefSeq and is a predicted model, not a curated record. NCBI's taxonomy places the organism in Eukaryota, Metazoa, Chordata, Actinopteri, Salmoniformes, Salmonidae. Gene Ontology annotation, molecular function: phosphatidylinositol binding; phosphatidylcholine intramembrane carrier activity; phosphatidylinositol transfer activity. Bases 56 to 874 code for a protein of 272 amino acids. The transcript is spliced from 11 exons. Gene Ontology annotation, cellular component: cytoplasm. Gene Ontology annotation, biological process: phospholipid transport.
UGAUAAUUCCGGGUGACGUCGAGAGCCUUGCGCAGCCGCAGCCCGGGAGGAGAAGAUGGUGCUUAUCAAGGAAUACCGUGUGAUCCUACCGAUCUCUGUGCAAGAGUACCAAGUUGGUCAGCUGUUCACUGUAGCAGAGGCCAGUAAGAAUGAGACGGGGGGAGGAGAGGGCAUCGAGGUGCUGAUAAAUGAACCCUACGAGGACGAGGGAGAGAAGGGACAGUACACACACAAAGUCUACCAUCUAAAGAGUAAAGUCCCAGGCUGGUUGAGGUAUAUCGCACCAGAGGGAGCGUUAGUCUUCCAUGAAAAAGCCUGGAAUGCAUACCCAUACUGUCGCACCGUUAUAACGAACGAGUAUAUGAAAGAUGACUUCCUGAUAAAGAUUGAGACGUGGCACAAACCUGACAUGGGAACGCUAGAAAACGUGCAUGACUUGGAUGGUCCUACAUGGAAGACAGUGGAAGUGGUCCCCAUUGAUAUCGCAGACAAAGAUGUGGUGGCCCAUGGGGACUAUAAACCAGAGGAGGACCCUGCUCUGUUCAAAUCUACAAAGACAGGCAGAGGACCACUCUCACCUGAAUGGAAGAACGAUCUGAUGAACAAGACCGACUGUCCUAAGAUGUGUGCCUACAAACUGGUCACUGUCAAGUUCAAGUGGUGGGGCCUGCAGACCAAAGUAGAGAACUUCAUCCACAAGCAAGAGAAGCGUAUUUUCACUAACUUCCAUCGCCAGUUGUUCUGUUGGAUCGACAACUGGGUGGAGCUGACCAUGGCGGACAUCCGACGAAUGGAGGAGGAGACCAAGAAAGAGCUGGAAGAGAUGCGUGAGAAGGGCACCGUGCGAGGAACCUCGGCAACCUCGGAAGAGUAGCCCCGCCCCUGUAGGUCAAAGGUCAGAGGCAGGCUGACUGCGUAAGUCAGGUCAGGUUCGAGGCAUGAGUGCGGCUCACGAGCAGUGAGGUUGACCAACAAAACCCUUUCAUGAUGAUGAUGUCACCAUGCCCACAGAGAAGAGGAAGUCUCUGCUCUACUUCCUGUCUCCCAUGAUUCAUAGGGGGGUUUGUCCUGAUUGGUCAAUAUUAUUGUACUGACCCGCAAUCACAUGCCUCCUAUUUACACAGAAAAACAAAAAGCGGUUUCGCAUUUUAAAGAAGAUUUAAAAAAUUUAAACUCUUUGCACAGAAGGUAAAUUAAAUUGCCUGUAAAUGUAAUUGUUAGUUCAUUAUAAGAUGGGCUUUGUUUGUAUCCAGAGACACAGAAAGCCAAGCCUUUUAAACAGAUAAGAAUGUUAUUUGUUAUAUUACAGUUCUUGGUAUGUUAUAAUUUCCCCAAAAAUUGGAAUAAGAUAAUUCAUUAACAGGUAUUGGACCAAUUUUGUUUUUGUUUUCUCAUGUAUUUUGUUCCCUGUUUUAUGAUACUGUAUCUGUCAUUCUGCCAUGGCUCUGGUUGGUUUCAUACUUGUUUCUUCCCCCUCCUGAGACUAAGGUCCGUAUAAACCCUUAUCCGAGUUGUAGUGGUGUGCAAACUUGAAAUGCGUCCAAAAUGCACCCUAUUCCAUAAAGUGCACUACUUCUGGCCAGAGCGCUAGAUCUGAAUAUGGUGCCAUUUGGGAUGUAGAUUAAGCACUUAAACCCCUGGUCUCUGUCCUGUCUGUCUGACCGGUGGCUGGGGGACAGUUGUUGAUUUGAUUUGACCCAUGUCUGUGGCUAUUGCUCAUAGAACAUGUGAUGUUUCUGCAUGGCUUGAUUAUCCUUUGCUACCUUACAAUAUAAGCCAGUCUCUCAUUCACUCACACACACACACGUGAGUACAUGUGUACAACUGCAACCCACAGUGACUGGCAGUGCAUGUGCGUUCAGAUGUCUCCCUACUCUGACAUUAGGGAGAGUGUGUCCAAACGAGAGAGGGUUAGGAUCCUCAGUGGACACAACUAUGUCUACAUAUGUAGUUGUGUAUGCGUGUGUGUGUUUAGGAUGCUGCUUCUGAGUGGUUUUGGCACAGCUAUGCUUCUCGCUACUACCUGAUCGAGCCUGUUGUAAACUAUCCUUGCGCUGUGGCUGCACCCCUUUCCUGUAAACUAGGGCUUCAAUACCAGGGCUGGGGGCCGGGUCUACUUCAACUCAGUCCUUUUAAGGACGUCAACCAGAAAUUCCAAUUUAAACAUGUCAUUUCUUGGAUUGGACUUUCAAUGGUUUUCCUGAAUGGACUCAAUUGAAAUGGAAUUGACCUCUGGUUUUAACAAGAGGUCUGGGCUGUCCCAGGGCAACCUAGCUUCUAUUUUACUAUAACUGAUGAUGAAGAGUGAGUGUGUAUACUGUAAAGGGUUUUGUAAAUCCUCUUGGGCAAUUGUAGUUCUAUUUGUCGUGCUGUUCUACUGUCCUCCCUCCUCUCACCGCUGUCCCAGGCAGCAAACAUCUGUCUAACAGAUAAGGGUUGUGAUCGAGUGGUUUGGCAUACUUAUACGAUUCUUGUAUGUGUUUGUUGUUGCAUUGCUGUCCUUUUGAUCAUGUAUGUUGUCGUCAUUUCCCUUUUUAAUGUGUUAAGGUUUUAAACAUUUCCUACAUUUUUGGCCCCAAGAGUGCCGCUAGAUCAGCUGUAUCUAGUACCUCCUUCAUACCCCUUUACUUUCUGCCUACUUGGGGUCACGUCGCGUGUUAAUGACAUUGGGGCGAGAGCUAGACUUUGGUGGCGGGUUUUUAAAUACUUUGAAGUAUUUGAUAGAUGAUACCCAGGUCUGCUACACCGUUACCUGUAGGAGGAACAGAAAGACAUGGCAUGUGGUACUACCAGGCUAGUUCUACUACUGUAGUGUUGACUGUCCUUUUAUUUCCUAUUGAUGAUUAUACAACAUGGUCAGGUCUACUGUAGACGACCUCCUGUCUGUCUCACAGUACUGUAAUUAUAUACAGCAGGGCGCUGGCUCAAAUGGCACCCUGUUCCCUAUGUAGUGCACUACUUUUCGCAGCACAAUACCGUAAAUAGGGUAUAAUACUCUUGGCCAGCUUGAUUUCAGAUCAGUGUGCUGUUCAGACUGCUUCAAAAGAUUAGUUUUUUUCCUGCUAAUGGCUAAGGUUAGGAUUGGAGAAUAGUCUUAUCCUAGAUCUGUGACUGUGGUAAUUUAUAAUCCGCCCCCAUGGCUUUCAUCAAUACUGUAGUUUGUAUUACCUCCGUGAAUGUACAGUCAAUGUGUCUGAGAUAAUGAAUGUCUCUUAAGUAUGCAAAGACAAUAUUUUAGUGCAGAAACAUUUACAGUAAAACAUUCUCCAUUGGCGCAAUCCAGACCAUGUAACUACCUGCUGCAGCAUUAACAGAUAAGGAUAUAUAAGUAUCUCUAUUUAAACUAACUGAAGAUUAUGAUAUUAUUCCCAUUAUGAUAUUGUUUUAGAUUUUGAUCUCCAGGGUCAUGAACCCUUGGAGUGAGACACUAUUAAGUGAAACGGAGAAGUUCUAUAUUAUUUUUUUCUUUGGCCAUUGUAUUGUUUCUCCUUUAUUUAAUGUUUUGUCUUUUAGAUUUUAGCCAUUCCUGUUGGAUCAUUGUCUAUUGGGUCGAAUGUGACCCAUAUUUGUCGCAAAUGAUGUGGGUUAGUGUUUAUAGAAAUACCAGUAAUGUCAACCAGGGUAUGACUGUGAGGGGAGGGGUUAGAGAGGCCUAGUGCAGUGUCUCUCAAUCCAUUCCUGGCAGGGGGUGCGCACAUUUAUGUUCUAUCCCAGCACGAACACCUGAUUCAACUACUUAUCGCCAAGCCACUGAUUAGUUUAAUCAGGUGCGUUAGUGCUGGGCUGGAACAAACACGUGCACCUCUGUGGAUCCUCCCAGGAAUGAAUUGAGAAACACUGGCCUUAGGGCUCUAUUCAAUCCGUAUCGUGGAAGUUCAGCAUUACGGCAAGAUUUGAAAUUUAAAGGCAAUGUUCCCGUGUUAGCAGAGACUGCAUUUAUGGUAAACACUGCAUAUGUCGGCUCAAUUGAAAAUUACCUUUAGAUUUCUAUCAAGGAAUAUGUAACGCUUCAGCGAUAGAUUGAAUAGGGCCUUAGAGACAGUCCAUAACAUACUGUAUCGGUCUCAUCAUCAUGACCAAGCACUUGCAAAAUCUACUGUUCAUUUCCCUUGAAAUAAAAAAAUAUUUUCUGAUCAUAAGGUAAAAUUCAUGGGAAUUUAGUAGUGAAUGUAAAAUGUUAAUAUUUUGUUUCACAGCUGCUGAGCUGUGGCAAGGUCUAGACAAUGGAAUUUAACAGAAUAUCUAAUAAAAUUUGAACAAAACUCCA